Molecule: messenger RNA, 2036 nt
Organism: Amoebophrya sp. A25
Lineage: Eukaryota; Dinophyceae; Syndiniales; Amoebophryaceae
Source: the annotation of a GenBank genome assembly
GGGAAGGCGAAAAUCUGAAAGCAGGUUAAAGCACAAAGAGGGAGUAAGACUAAGAGGAUAUCAAAAGCAAAUAUAAAUAUUUUUCCUUUUCAAGAUGACUUGAUCUUGACUCGCCUAACAGCUUUAAUCCACUACCGACUAGGAAAUCAAAGCCGCAUUGAUAUAGAUUUAGAUAGGGACCAAAGAAUUAGAACACUAAGGUAGUGAAAUGUGGCAUUUCUCGAGAUCGCGUUCAAGCUGUAUCUCGGCAAUCUCAUUCUUUGUCGUUUUUGAUGUCGGUCGUGGCAUAAACUUGAAUCUACAUCGUCUUCAACAUGGAGGUGCGAAAGCAACACGCAGUCACCACGGACACGACCAACGGUUUGGUGCAGAGAAAAUCGGCCCGCUUUCGACGAAUAUCAGCUAUGGAAGGGUCUGGGUCAUGGGUGGAACUGAAUUAAUUUAUCAACAUUAUAAAUCGAAAUAAUCUCCUCGAGUUCGUAAUCGUAUUUUCUUCUCCGCACAUCGAUCAUUCACGACACUCACCAUGCCUCUCUCUUACUCAUCAUGUCUAGUGAUCAUCCUCUAACCCUCUGACCAUACACAAGACCUUAUCCCGAAGCCUUACGUGCCAAGCAAAUAUAGGCCUAAUGGAGGUCCAGAAUUCAUCUACCUCUGCGGUACGUUCGGCUGCCAUCAACAAUCCUUGCAGGAGAAAGCAAGAAUGGAUUUGGCGAAUAGUGUUAUGGAACAGGACGAAGAGUGUUAUGUUUAGUGUUGAGUCAAAUGACGUAUUCAACAAAGUAGUAAACAAGCUGCGAAGUACUUAGAAUGAGUAUCAAUAUCUCCGUUGGCAUUACUCUUCGAUCAUUUAUUUUAUGAUUAUACAUAGGUCCUUUCUCCUUCUCGUCCUCAUCCGCAACAUGCGACCCGAAAUUUCAUAUCUCACAAGCAAACGAACGUUACUACUCCGAAUUUGGCACGCAUAGAGGAUGUCAGCGCCAGUUGGAGCAACCCGAAUAUUGGAGCUUUAAUGGCACAAUACGUCAGAUACGAGGAUAUGCUUUGCGGUGGCACCAAUGCAGUCGCUGUGCAGGGAGCAUCGUUGUUGGGGAGGAAGGUCACCAAUAUUAUGAAACUGGACACUCGACGAUGAAAGAAAUAAAUUACAAGUAGAACAAAAAAAUUAUUGCUGCAUGAGAGAGAGAGUAUGUAAGGAGUAGCUUGAAGAUCGCAAAUGAUCCUCUUACUUUGGAUAACAAACACUCUUGUUCCUCUUCCUCCUCCCUGCUUUCUUCAUACCUCACGCCAAACAGAAGGAAGAGCAGCAGCUAGACAGUUGCGCGAUGUGGUGUAGUCGGGCGCCGCCAGACGAGUGCUCCGGAUUCGUCUACGACAAGAACUCCACGCAAUGCACUUUCCGCGCAAGUCCCAAUGCGGAGAUGCAUAACGAUAACUGCAGGAAUUAUGGCUCACAGUACUCAGACUCCUUGCAUAUCCAAGAACUUCGGGAUCAAGCAGCAGAAAAAUCAAGGACUACGAUCAUUUCGAUGUCGCCCUCUAAGAAAAAGAUACGGACUACGAUAGCUAUCCUCGGAUGCGUGCGUUGGCUGUGGGACUCACACAAGAAACGAAAAACGCUAGUUCGUUGAGUUUGAUCUCAUCUUCGUACUAGUAGUGGUAGAAAUGUAAACAUAAAUGUAAAUGAGUUCAUGGAGAUAGAGGUCAGUUUCACUCUCUGGAGACUUUUUUUUCUCCACGAGAAUCAACAUGAAUGAUUAGUUGUAAGAAAGGUGUUAGUUGUACUUUUACUAAUCCUUUGGUUUCGAAACAAGUCCUCAUUCCACCAUGUAAAUGUAUUAGCUGCUGUUACAACAAUGGUGCUUCGAGAAUAUAGCAAAAAUAGAAGACGUCGCUGACAGUAAAGGAACGAGCAUAAAAAUGACUGAAGAGAUUGCUCGGACCUACCCAUUCCGCACUCGUGACUAUUUCGCUUUCUGACAGGGACGUGAUGAACUUUCUUCGUAGAAGCGUUUCACCCGUUAUGAACCAACAAG